GGAACAGUGACCCUUGGAAUUUCUUGCCUUUUCCAGCCCAACGCAGAAGAGAAGCUGUCUUGAAAUUUCUGAACUCAAAUGCUCCCCAAAGCUUGAAAGUGGAGGAAUUCAGAGCCACGAGGAGCAGACAGUGCAUCCAGAAGCCUUUAUCUUCUGAGUGGCAAGUCUCCAGCUUACAAAGAGAGAGUUCUGCCCAGGGCGAGCCUGGGCUCUUCUGUCUUGGCUGAGCAGGACUGAAGCCAGGAGCUGAUCUCAGGAUCCUGCUGCAAAGGGGGUGUGUGAGCAAAGAGAAGAGUUUAGCCUCUCAUCAGAGGAAUGGAUAACGUGCUCCCAGUGGACUCAGACCUGUUCCCAAACAUUUCCACCAACACCUCGGAGCCCAACCAGUUCGUGCAGCCAGCCUGGCAAAUUGUCCUCUGGGCAGCGGCCUACACAGUCAUUGUGGUGACCUCGGUGGUGGGCAAUGUGGUGGUGAUGUGGAUCAUCUUGGCUCAUAAGAGAAUGAGGACAGUGACCAACUAUUUUCUGGUCAACCUGGCCUUCGCGGAGGCCUCCAUGGCUGCCUUCAAUACAGUGGUGAACUUUACGUAUGCUGUCCACAACGAGUGGUACUAUGGCCUGUUCUACUGCAAAUUCCACAACUUCUUCCCCAUCGCUGCUGUCUUUGCUAGCAUCUACUCCAUGACCGCCGUGGCCUUUGAUCGGUACAUGGCCAUCAUCCAUCCCCUCCAGCCCCGGCUGUCAGCCAUGGCCACCAAGGUGGUCAUCUGUGUCAUCUGGGUUCUGGCACUCCUGCUGGCCUUCCCCCAGGGCUAUUACUCAACCACGGAGACCCUGCCCAAUCGAGUGGUGUGCUUGAUCAAGUGGCCAGAAUAUCCCAACAAGAUUUAUGAAAAAGUGUACCACAUCUGUGUGACAGUGCUGAUCUACUUCCUUCCCCUGCUGGUGAUCGGCUAUGCAUACACUGUUGUGGGAAUCACGCUGUGGGCCAGCGAGAUCCCUGGGGACUCCUCUGACCGUUACCACGAGCAAGUCUCUGCCAAGCGCAAGGUGGUCAAGAUGAUGAUCGUCGUGGUUUGUACUUUUGCCAUCUGCUGGCUUCCUUUUCAUAUCUUCUUCCUCCUGCCCUACAUCAACCCUGAUCUCUACCUGGAGAAGUUUAUUCAGCAGGUCUACCUGGCCAUCAUGUGGCUGGCCAUGAGCUCCACCAUGUACAACCCCAUCAUCUAUUGCUGCCUCAAUGACAGGUUCCGCCUGGGCUUCAAGCAUGCAUUCCGGUGCUGCCCCUUUAUCAGUGCUGGCGAUUAUGAGGGGCUUGAAAUGAAAUCCACCCGAUACCUCCAGACCCAAGGCAGUGUGUAUAAAGUGAGCCGCUUAGAGACCACCAUCUCUACAGUGGUAGGGGCCCACGAGGAGGAGCUGGAGGAUGGCCCCAAGGCCACACCCUCAUCCCUGGACCUGACCCCCAAUGGCUCCUCUCGAAGUGAUUCCAAGACCAUGGCAGAAAGCUUGAGUUUCUACUCCAACAUGCUCUCCUAGACUACAGGGCUUUCAUUAAGAGCAACCACCACCAUCUUUGUCUUUCUUCAUGCAUGGAUAAUUCCUUCAUCUGGAAACCAUCAGAAACAGCCUAACAUUGAGGUCUGUGGCAAGGAUCAGAGGGUUUAGGGGAAAUGUUCCAUCCUAGAGUCAAAAAAACCUGGCUCCUUCCAUGUCUUUGCCACACUAUGUGAUUCAAGAUAAAUCACCGAACUUCUCUCAGCCUAUAAAAUGGAAAGGCUGGACUGCAAACCAUUCUGUGAUUCCAGAAUUUAAAAUGGUUGUACAUAAGCACGCAUUUCAGGAUGAACUCUGCAAUGUAGCAGCCCCAACUCACCAGUUUUCCUGCAGUACCUAUCUUAUAUAAAGUCAUUCUCAGAUGUGCUCAGAUUAUCCUCUUAAGCUGGUGGCUCACAUCACAUCAGCUCUCAGUGAUGUGAAUGAAAGAAGUAAACACAAGAAAUCUGAG
Molecule: messenger RNA, 2008 nt
Organism: Condylura cristata (star-nosed mole)
Lineage: Eukaryota; Metazoa; Chordata; Mammalia; Eulipotyphla; Talpidae
Gene: TACR1
Product: tachykinin receptor 1
Exons: 5
Coding region: 316-1539 (407 amino acids)
Biological process (GO): G protein-coupled receptor signaling pathway; positive regulation of flagellated sperm motility
Cellular component (GO): sperm midpiece; plasma membrane
Molecular function (GO): substance P receptor activity
Source: RefSeq, a predicted model, not a curated record